AUGCGAGGGACGCGCGUCGUGUCACGAGCCGCCGCGUGGCGCAGCCUGCUGUAUGUGCCAGGCAGCUCGGACAAGAUGCUGGCCAAGAGCCGCAGCGUGCGGGCUGAUAUGCUCGUGUAUGACCUGGAAGACAGCGUCGCACGGCACCGCAAGCAGGCGGCCCGCAGCAUGGUGGCGGAGGCGCUGUCUUCGGCGCCGCCGGGUGGCCCGACGCUCGGUGUGCGUAUCAAUGCGCCGUCGAGUGAGCCGGACCUCGCGCGAGCUGACGUGGACGCCGUGCUGCGCAGCGAGCGUGUCGAGUCGCUGGUGCUGCCGAAAGUCGAGAGUGCCCGCGAUCUGGCACUCGUAGCCAGCGCCGCUUCGCCGUCUGUGCCGCUGUCGCUCGUGCUGUCGGUCGAGAGUGCGUCCUCGCUGCUUCGUAUGCCGACGAUCCUCGAGCAUGCCUCGCUCGGGCCGCACGUACGCGUGGCCGCGCUCCUGUUUGCGAGUGAGGACUAUUGUGCCGCUACUGGCGUGCAGCGCACACGCGACCUGCGGAGCCUGCUGUAUCCGCGCGCGCAGAUGGCGACGAUCGCGAAGGCGUACGGACUCCAGGCGAUCGACAUGGUGUGCAUUGAGUACAAGGACGACGCGUACCUGCGGGAGGAGUGCCGAGACGGUGCGUCGCUGGGCUUCGACGGCAAGCAGGCGAUUCAUCCCGCGCAGCUCGACGCGAUUCAUGCGGCGUAUUCGCCAUCCAAGGAGGACGUGGACAUGGCUCGCGCGGUGUUGGACGCCUACAGGCAAGGCGCGAGGGAGGGCCGGGGCGCCGUGGGCCUCGCGCACCAUGGCAAGGAGAUCAUGAUUGAUGCACCCAUGCUGCUGCAAGCCCAACGCACGCUCGAGAGGGCCGGUAUCACUCCAUAA
Molecule: messenger RNA, 906 nt
Organism: Malassezia restricta
Lineage: Eukaryota; Fungi; Basidiomycota; Malasseziomycetes; Malasseziales; Malasseziaceae
Product: citrate lyase subunit beta-like protein
Exons: 4
Coding region: 1-906 (301 amino acids)
Biological process (GO): oxaloacetate metabolic process
Molecular function (GO): magnesium ion binding; catalytic activity
Source: RefSeq, a predicted model, not a curated record